AUGCUACACAUGAAACAAAUGACUAUGGAAAAUGACUCUUCAGUGUCAGAGUUCAUUCUUGUGGGACUGACAGACCAACCUGAGCUCCAACUGCCCUUAUUUGUUCUGUUCUUGGUGAACUACACAGCGACUGUGUUUGGAAAUGUGAGCUUAAUGAAUCUCAUUUGCCUAAACUCAAACCUUCACACUCCCAUGUACUUUUUUAUCUUCAAUCUAUCUUUCAUUGAUUUCUGCUAUUCACUUGUCUUCACUCCGAAAAUGCUGAUGAGUUUCGUUUUAGAAAAGAACAUCAUUUCUUUCAAAGGAUGCAUGACUCAACUGUUUUUCUUCUGUGUUUUUGUGAACUCAGAAAGCUAUGUGCUCACAGCAAUGGCCUAUGAUCGCUAUGUGGCCAUCUGUCAGCCUCUGUUGUACAAAGUUGUUAUGUCCCCCAAGAUCUGUUGUCUGUUGAUAUUUGGUUCUUACUUAAUGGGGUUUGCUAGUGCCAUAGUUCAUACAGGGUGUAUGAUCAGGCUCAGGUUUUGUGAUUCUAACAUCAUCAACCACUACAUGUGUGACAUCUUCCCUCUCCUCCAGCUCUCCUGCAGUAGCACCUAUGUCAAUGAACUUAUGAGCUCUGUCUUAGUGGGGAUAGCUAUCAUUUUAUGCUGCCUCAUUAUCUUUAUCUCAUAUGUUAUGAUUCUUUUUAAUAUUAUUCAUGUGUCCUCAGGUAAGGGUUGGUCCAAAGCCUUUGGAACUUGUGGGUCUCACAUCAUAACUGUCAGUCUCUUCUAUGGAUCUGGGCUGCUGGCUUAUGUCAAGCCAUCAUCUGCUGGGACUGUGGGCCAGGGAAAAUUUAUCUCAGUGUUUUAUACGUUAUUGGUGCCCAUGUUGAAUCCUCUCAUUUACAGCCUCAGAAACAAGGAUGUCAAGCUUGCUGUGAAGAGAACCUGGAAGAGAUUAGCAAACUGA
Messenger RNA from Microtus ochrogaster (prairie vole), 951 nucleotides. RefSeq names its product olfactory receptor 8C8. The record is from RefSeq and is a predicted model, not a curated record. Gene Ontology annotation, cellular component: membrane. Gene Ontology annotation, molecular function: olfactory receptor activity; G protein-coupled receptor activity. NCBI's taxonomy places the organism in Eukaryota, Metazoa, Chordata, Mammalia, Rodentia, Cricetidae. Gene Ontology annotation, biological process: G protein-coupled receptor signaling pathway.